AGAUAAUAUAACUUGACCGUCUCCAACCUAUUGAUCAGAACAGACCGACUAAUUAUGGCAAACAUCUCGGAAGAGGAUUCCCGGAUCAACUCUUGGAACACUGAACUGUCCCAGACCUUGAUUCCGAGCUCCGUAUUUCUGGGUAUAUGUAUCGUUGUUGGAAUCAUCGGAAACAGCCUCGUCAUCCUCAUCUAUGGUCUCAAACUGCGUGGAGCGAAGGAGCGUUACUUCAUCCCGAUCCUUGCCGUGGUCGAUCUCCUGGCUCUCUGUGAAACCGCGGGCUUCAACAUCUCGUACAACGUCAGCCCCGUCAGGUUCAAGGGCCAGCAACUCUGUAAGUGGAGCUGGUUCUUUGGUUACAUGACGUCAGUAAUGUCGAUAUUCCUACUGCUGGUCAUCGCCAUACAGCGGUACCUGAAGAUCUGUCGACCGUUUGGUAAGCAGAUGACGCUGGAGUGGAAAAGAGUGGCGGUGCUCAGCACGUUUAUUGCGGCGGCUCUGAUUUCGGCACCUAUUCCAGUAACGUAUGGGCUGGACCCUGCGUACAGCGCUCGGUAUAACGUCACCGGAAGUGCCUGCCGACGACUGACUCAAGAGAAUCGAUGGUUGUCCCUUAUUCAUGCUAUUGUUUGCAAUGCCAUCGUCGCUGGCGUAGUCUGGGCUUUAAUCAUUUUAUACACGUUAAUCGGGCGAAAAAUUCACUCUCAGAUGCAGCAGUGGAAACAUCAAAGAACCAACGACAAUAACGUGAAGAUGACAAACUUGAACGAUGGUACCAGUGGCACAAACUCAGCAGACAGAAAUAAGCAAACAAUGUUCAAAAUUACAGCCAUGUUUAUGCUGAUCUCUUUGAUCUUCAUCGUCAGCUUCUCGCCCAAGGUCGUCAUCUUCAUCCUGGAGUGUGUAGACAGUAGGUUCUGGGACUCUCUGUCUUACAGUAACAGGCUCCUGGUUCGAUUCCUCGAGGUUCUCUUCGUUAUCAAUAACAUCGCCAACCCGUUCGUAUACGCUUUUCUGGACGUCAAAUUCUCACAGCAGAUGAAGAAAAUAUUCUGUGACUUAGACUACUCGCUAUAACGUGUCGGUUGAUAACUGUCGAACUUCUUACAUGUAUUUUGCUUGUGGUUCAUUUGCGUGUAUGUAAGUAAUCUUAUUUUAGUGUUUUGAAGUGUGUUUGGGGAAAAAAACUAUUUUAUAUUUUCGUGUAAGCAGAAAUCAAAGUAAAACAACACACAAAUCACACUUUUGAAUUCGCUAUUCGCUUGAACUGACUUUCACAAACGUUUCAUGUGAAUGAAUUUAUCCUGAGUAAGCCUAAAUUGGGCCAGCUGAAUUAUUAAGGUAAGAAGUGUUUCGGCCCAAAUACGAAGCGGGUCAGAUUAUUAUAUAUGGCAAUCAAAAUUAAAAAGACAAUUGUUAUUGUUUUGGCAUUGAUAAACGUUACUAGUAUUUAAGACAGACAGGCCCUCUAAGGACGGUUUAUUUUAAGACAGACAAGAUCUAUAUGGUCAAAAGGUCAAAAUGAGAUGAGGAGGUGUUAUAAUGAACUAUAGUUUUCUGUAAAAGAGAUGGUAAAAUUGCAUGAGUUUGUUGUUAGUCAUAGGAUUGUAACGGAAAUGGCCUUCAAUGAGAUACUGGUGCACGGUCUUCCUGAUCUACGCUGGUCAUCUGUAGUACUUUAAGACGAGGAACUAAAAUUAGCAGGGAGUGGGAGGGUUUAAACUGUUAUCAAAUUACACUGUAUAAAUUAUACAAGAUAACAUUUUUGAAAACGAUUAAAAAAUGUCAUCACUUAAGUACCCACUUAUUUUUGUAAAACCUACCUCGCUACAUUCGAAAUAUUUGUAAAUUAAAAUGGUGAAC
Magallana angulata is the source of this 1863-nucleotide messenger RNA. RefSeq names its product cholecystokinin receptor type A-like. Gene Ontology annotation, biological process: G protein-coupled receptor signaling pathway. The coding region runs from base 55 to 1077 and encodes 340 amino acids. The record is from RefSeq and is a predicted model, not a curated record. The transcript has a single exon. Gene Ontology annotation, cellular component: plasma membrane. Gene Ontology annotation, molecular function: G protein-coupled receptor activity. Lineage: Eukaryota; Metazoa; Mollusca; Bivalvia; Ostreida; Ostreidae.